This is a messenger RNA of Musa acuminata AAA Group (dessert banana), 519 nucleotides long. RefSeq lists its product as uncharacterized. NCBI's taxonomy places the organism in Eukaryota, Viridiplantae, Streptophyta, Magnoliopsida, Zingiberales, Musaceae. The transcript has a single exon. Bases 1 to 519 code for a protein of 172 amino acids. The record is from RefSeq and is a predicted model, not a curated record.
AUGGAGAAGAAGGAAGAGAGCAAUGGCACCUCCACCGUGACCAAAACUUCCCACCGCCCCAAGAAGCGCAGCACGCUGGGCAUCGUUUGGGCCUCCAUCCUCACUAUGCGUCGCUGCUCAUCCAGCAAGAAAGGCCCUAAAUCUCCGAAAGCUGCCGAUGGUAUGCUGAAGAGCCUUGUCGAUGGUAUGCGCCCUCUCCAUCUCCAACUCGACUACCGCCCGCCGUUCCCUCUUUUGCCGCCGCCUCCACCAGCUGGACACGAGUCGUUCCACGAUGUGUUCCCCCCGCCGUCUUCCCCCGCGUGCUCCUCCAACGACGGCAUGAGCCGCUAUGCUUCCGCGGAGGAUCUACAAGCACUCGACGACGACACGGCCGAGGGCAACGACGGCAGCACUGGGGCCAACGGCGUCGACGAGGGUGAGGCUUCACAUGCAAUCGACACGAAGGCCGAGGAGUUCAUCACAAGGUUCUACGAGCAGAUGCGGCUCCAGCGCCUGGACUCGCAACCAGGCCACUGA